Messenger RNA from Dovyalis caffra, 354 nucleotides. Lineage: Eukaryota; Viridiplantae; Streptophyta; Magnoliopsida; Malpighiales; Salicaceae. The record is from the annotation of a GenBank genome assembly.
AUGUCGACUGUGAAAGAAGGGAAGAAGAAAAAGAAGAUAGCUAUGGAGCCUGUGGCUAUUUCUUGGAAAGAGAAGAAAGAUCUAGCAGAUAAAGAAGAAGAGACCUUACAAAAUGAAAUAGAAGAUCUUAAAGCAUGGACCGACAUGAUUGAUGCUAUGAAUGAUGAGCAAUUAAAGGAAUACCUGAAAAACAGACCAGAAGAAUUGAAGACAGUGAAGAUCCAAAAGAACAAGCCUAGACAAAAAGUCCAGCGGGUCAGGAAGGAUAAAUCUUCAGCUUCAGUGGGAAUAAUGGCUUCAGUGUGGAAAUUUCAUAAAGAAGACAAUGAGGAUUCCAAGAGACCUGAUGUUUGA